This is a messenger RNA of Misgurnus anguillicaudatus (oriental weatherfish), 1175 nucleotides long. The record is from RefSeq and is a predicted model, not a curated record. Lineage: Eukaryota; Metazoa; Chordata; Actinopteri; Cypriniformes; Cobitidae.
UUAUGGGUGUGCAAAUAACUGGAUGACACUCUCUAAUGCUUGAAAAUUAAAUUCCUGUUAGACAUAUAUUAUUUAUUUCAGUACUUUUCAUUCAUGCAAAGCAACUUGCAGAGAAAGUCCUCUUGAUCAAAACACAGCAGGAUUCUCGGAGUGCACUGGACAGCAAUUCAGUCAAAAAUGCUGAAUCUUAUUUUAGUUCUCGCUGGAGUUUGUGCAGUGGGCAUGGCAAUGCCGUUACCUGAUUUUUACUCUUACUCACCUGCUGUUGGGGAUGGAAGUGGAGUUUCAUUUUCCACUGCCCAUGAAAGUCGCAUUACAGGCAUUCGAAUCUGGGAGUAUCCAAACGCUUACAUUACUGGGAUUCAGCUAAAAUAUGGCAACGACUGGACAGACGUGGUUGGUGGGACCUAUGUCAAUCUAAUGGAGUGGACGCUAAAUGACAAUGAAUUCAUCAUUCAGGUCUCUGGAAAGUACGACUAUAGUUACUAUAGUUACAUCUAUCAGCUUAUGUUUGUCACUAAUAAAGGGCGCAUAUUUAAAGUUGGGCAGCCUUCAGGCACAUCGUUUAACUUCUACCCCGCUCAUGAUGGAGCUGAGCUGCGUUUCCUAAGUGGUCGACAGAAUGGCAAUGGCAUCACCUCCAUUGGUGCUCAUUGGGCUAUGUAUUACCCCAGUCAAACCACCACUACUGGCACCACUACUGCAGUUCCAUCUUAAAAUUACUCAGUGUGCUGUACCUUUGCUUUAACUGCAAACUAAGCAAACAGCUACAGACACUUCUUGUCCUGUCUACACAUUUAUUUCUUUUAACAACAGUACAUAGCAAAACAGUUUGUUGUGUUUUUUUUAGCACAUGGCAUGAUGUAUGUGUUUUAUAUAAUCUCAUGAUUUUUUUUUAAUCUAAAACUUAUACAAACAACAUUUUAAAGGAAACUAGAACUAAAUGAGAUAUUAAAAGAAUAUAUAAAGUAAAAUGGUUUUUGAUUUUUACUGGAUGUGAUGAAAAUGUUUAUGUUCACAGUGAUUUUGAAUAAACAUGUUUACCAAAUGCAUAAUGUAAAGGUACAUUUAUAGUACGGUACCCGUAUUUACACACAUUAAUUCUUAGUUCUUGACGUAGGAAGUCACUCAACUAUGCAGAAAAAUGCAUGUGCAUGGAUAUGCAGUAUAUAUUG